Phragmites australis (common reed) is the source of this 6415-nucleotide messenger RNA. RefSeq lists its product as uncharacterized. The transcript is spliced from 5 exons. The record is from RefSeq and is a predicted model, not a curated record. The coding region runs from base 1156 to 6048 and encodes 1630 amino acids. Lineage: Eukaryota; Viridiplantae; Streptophyta; Magnoliopsida; Poales; Poaceae.
AAAAAGAUCGAAGCCCAAAUUCCCCCGAUCCCCAUCAAGGCGUGCAUAAACUCCUCCGAUGCGCUGCUACAGAUCGGAAACGCCUCUCUCGGCAAUCAUGCUUUUGAUCCCAAAUCAGAACCCCCCCGUUCCUCUCUCCCCUCAAUCCCCCUUCGUCAUCUCGCUAUUGAUCCCAAAUUAUUUCGCUCCCAAAUCGCCUCGCGGGCUGGUAGCCACCGACCAGCGGAGGCGCGAGGCGGGCGGCUCGCGCGUCAUGAAUGGCCACGCUCGUCGGCGAUGCGCGACGCAGAUCGUGGAGCCGCCGUCGCUGUCGACGGCGAGGACGAGGCCAGGCGCCCAGGCGGGUGGGUCCUCCCUCGGAAUGCCCCUGGGAGUUACGGCCUCCGCCACCACCCGAUCCUGGCCGUUGAUCGCAGGUUUGGUAUUCCCGUAAAUCACGAGGUGAGCCAGGGGCAGAUAUGGUAACUCAUUCGGCCAGGUUGGAGGAAGUUUUGUUUGGUGUUUUUUUGCUUGCGUUGCUGGUUGCCAAUCUCACUUAUCCUUCCCUUUCCCCGAAUAAAAAAUUCUGUUAUUAAUUAUUUAAUUACGAAAUCUCGAUUUUUUUUCCUUUCUCUCUCCGGGGUGGCGGACGUGAGGGGAGGAAUCAAAUCGGGUUGAGGGCCGGCUGAGUCCGCUUUAUCGGCUCACGUUGCGGCCUCCGUUUCCUCCCCUUUCUCUCCCUCCCACCUCUCCUUCUUCCUUCCUUCUCCCUCCCCCUCGCCCACCUCCUCCACCUCUCCCGCCACCGCCGCCUACGUCUCUGCAUGCGCAGAUCAGCGCGCACCGGCCCCCGCAGAGCCCGCCUCUCCGCCCUCCGACUCUGGGCGGCGCAAGGGAGCGUCUGCCCACGCCGCUGCGGCGCUUCGCAUCGCUUCUGCUGCUUCCUCGCCGUCGGGCGGUGCGCGACUCCCCUGCCCGCGCUGCCUCUCCGUCUUCUCAAGGGUGGACGCCCUUGCCCUGCGGUUCCCAGUGCUGCCUCCGCCGUGGAACGUGAGCCGUACCCCCGGAUACGAGGUCAGAGACGCUGCGGAGGUGGCUUUGCCGCGCGUAUGUGAUUCGCGGCGGCGGCCGGAGCUGGGUACAGGCGCCGCUGGGACGACGACGACGGCGCCUUGGAUGCCUCCGCCGCCGCCGGAUCGGAGGGACUAUUUGUACAGGGAGGGUCGCAGGCACGACGGCGGCGGCGGGGGCGACCCCCUCCCGCCGCCCGCCCCCACGCCGCCACGGUGGCGGGACUCGCCGUACCACCCGCCGCCGCCGCCUCCCUUGCGUGACCAUGCACGGCCCUCGCCCCGCCGGACGCCUUCGUCGGCCUCCUUAGAAGGUUACUACCGACUGGGCGGCGGCGCGUAUGACCGCUCCCACCCUGAUGAGCCGCCGCUCGGCUACACGCCGUCGCGCUCAGACCGGUAUUGGCUUGAAGACGACGGCGGCGGAUACAAGGGUUUCGGCCGGUAUGGUGGCGGCGGCGGACGAAGGGACGGCCGUGACAUGAGGGGGUCGUACCGGAGGUCGCCGUUCAGGGGCUACGGCAGCGAGUUCUCCAGAAAUCACCAGGACCAGCCCCCUCCGCCACUACCGAGGAGGUCUCCGCUGAGGUCAGUCGCUGUCCCGACCUGCUAUGACCCUCCGGGCAAUAGGAUUGACAAGGGGGAUAGGGACAACCUCCCACGGGUGACUCCAUGGCGGCGAAGGGAGAACAGAUCUGAGGUUGCGGACGCUGCUGGGACUGGACCUGUGUCUGGUGGCCAGACCACUCGGCCCGCGGCCUCAGAAAAGGAGGUUUCAGCUCAGCCUCCGGCUGUGGCAGCUUCUCAUGGGGCCGAGGAGGAAGCUCCAAGGAAGAAGGCCCGGCUUGGAUGGGGGCAAGGUUUGGCCAAGUAUGAGAAGCAGAAGGUGCAAGGCCCUGCGGAUCCUGCUGACGCUGCUGCUGAUGGGAGCCCGGCUGAUGCUGAACAGAAGCCAACUUCCUCUGCACCUGCACCUGCACCUGCCCUAUGCGCAUCUCCGGUUGCUGUAGUAUCACCUGCACCACCAUAUUGUUCCUCAGCACCUGAAGAUAAAUCCUGUAAACUGAUGGCAAAUACGGUCACGAAUCCUAUUAUAGAUGUCCCUGGAGUUGAUGAUCAAGCUUGCAACAAUGAAUUCUCCAUUAAGUUAGAUCAGCUCGGUGAUGAUCCUAUUGAUUCUCUGGCAAACAUGCUUGCUGAACUUAUUCAACAUGAUGAUUCUUGUUCUGGGGAUUCGAAAGGGCUGACCAGUACAAGUAAGCUGUUGCUACUGAAGGAAAGCAUUUCAAAGGAGAUUGAAAAGACUGAACUUGAGAUCGAUUCGUUGGAAGGUGAACUCAAAUCUGUGAAUAUUGAGGCUGGAACAGCUGUUGAAGGUUCUCCCACAGGUGUCACAUAUGCAGAAAAUCUUUCACCUUCUAGUGGGACAUCAAAAGUUCCUGGUAGUGCGGAGAUCUGUGAAACGUCUCAUGUGAAAGAACCGGGGGAGCUCAUCCCUUGCCCCAAGAUACCUAUGGUGCAGGAUUCUGAUGUCAAAGGUGCUGAAGUGAUGCAAAUUGAGACAGCUCCAGUUCACAAUGCAAAAAUAGUUUCUACAGAAGAGAGCAUUGCCCCUGUAGUUCCUGAGGGUCAGGCCUGUGCAGAUGCUGAUGUUGGCCCAUUGAAGGCUUCUGAAGGAGCUGGACUUCGAAUUGAUGUUGGCAAUGAGAGGUUGGAAACUUCUUCAUGCCAUGUUAGUGCUGAUUCCAUGAAACCAGACGGUAGUGGUGACCUAUCAGUGAGGCAGUGCUCAUACCGCAAUCAUGCAUAUAACUUAUUGGCUUCACUUACAUCUUCCAACAAUGAUAUAGCCAAUGUAGCGAAUGAAUCGGUAUUUAAACCCUUGCCUGCUGAUACACCCCGCCUUAAUUUAUUGGCAUCCAGUCAUCUUCCCAGCCAAAGGAAGAAUGACACGAUUAUCAAAGGGAGGCUUGCAAUAUGUAAAAAUAGGCUUAGGUCCAAAGAGCAGUUUCUUACCUUUAAGUUCAGGGUAAUGCGUCACUUGUGGAAAGAGGAUUUGCGACUACUUUGUGCAAGGAAACAGCGCUCAAAGUCUAAUAAGCGCAUUGAGCAGAGCAACCGGGCAUCACAAAUUGGAUCUCAGAGGCAACGCUCCUCUAACCGCUCCCGAUUAGCCAUGCCUGCUGGUAAUUUAAGUACAUUCUCCACUCCAGAAAUGUCAGAUGUUGCAAGCAAGUUGUUUUCGGAAUUUCAGAUUAAGCGCUGCAGAAAUUACUUGAAAAUGCCAGCACUCAUUAUAGACGAGAAAGAGAAUGAAUGUUCGAGGUUUCUCAGCAAGAAUGGUUUGGUUGAGGAUCCUGUUUCAGUUGAGAAGGAGCGGAUUAUGAUAAAUCUGUGGACUCAAGAAGAAAAGGAAAUAUUUAUGGAGAUGCUUGGUAAAUUUGGCAAGGAUUUCUCCAAAAUCUCCAGUUUCCUUGUUCACAAAACAACUGCUGAUUGUGUGGAGUUCUACUACAAGCAUCAUAAAUCUGACAGUUUCCGAGAAGUGAAGAAACUUUUGGAUCUUCGUCAGCAACAUCAACCCACAAGCAAUUAUCUAGGGGAAAAAUCUGGAAACAAAUGGAAUCCUGAGGCAAAUGCCGCUUCUCUUGAUAUGCUCGGGGUAGCAUCAGUAGUGGCGGCCCAUGGCCUUGAAUAUGCAAACAGAGUGGAGAAAAUUUCUGCAAAAUCUCUCAUUCGGACUGCAUAUGGGUCCAAUGUUUCUUUCAUGGCCAAAAAAUCUUCCAGCCGGGAGUAUGUUGAUAAUGUACCUUUGCAUGAGAGAGAAUCUGUAGCUGCUGAUGUGUUGGCAGGCAUAUGCAGCACUCUUUCUCCAGAAGGAAUGGGCUCAUGCAUUACUAGUUCUGCUGAUCCUGGUCAGAAGAUUAGCAACACAAGAAUGGAGCAUGUCUUAACCCCAGAAAUUGACAAAAAUGUCGAUGGCACACUCUCAGAUCAAGAAUGUGAAGUUGACCCAGUUGAUUGGAAUGAUGAUGAGAAGUCAAUUUUCAUUGAGGCCGUGAAUAAUUAUGGGAAGGACUUCGCUCAGAUUUCAUCAUGUGUGAAGAGCAAGUCGUAUGAACAAUGCAAAGUAUUCUUCAGCAAGGCUCGGAAAUCACUUGGUUUGGAUUUGAUCCAUCAAGGGGCAGCUGAUGUUAGUAUGCCGACUAGUGAUACCAAUGGAGGGAGAAGUGAUACCGAUGAGGCUUGUGCUGCUGAAAUGGAUUCAGCUAUUUGUAGCACGCAUUCCUGUUCAAAAAUAGAGAUGGAUGCAUGCCCUACUGAAGGAAUCAUUCAAGGGCCUAACUCUGGUACCAUCUCUAAACAUCCAGAAGGUGCUAUAUCAAAUGGGUGUGAUGUUGUAGAUGUUAAACUCGAGGAGGGUGAGAACAAAGCAGAUAAAAAUUGCAGUCUUGUUGAUCAUAAACGGUUCAGUGAAGCCAGUCAUCAACCCGCAUGUGGUCCUAUUGACAUCAAUUGUCCUGAAAGCACAGAGAAGCUGCAAGGCACAGAUGAUGUUGUUGACCAAGUGAAUACGCACAACAAUAGUGCCAUCAGCUCUUCAACUGAUCAAGCUAUGAUAGUGCACUCAGAAGUUGGAACCAGUUUACAUUCUAUUGAAGUGCUUCAAACAAACAAAGCCCCUGAAGGGUUUGGUGUUGAUGUUUCCCGAAUGGAAGGAUCUUCACAUCAAGCUCUUGAUAAUGCACCAAUGAAAGCUGGAAAUUCUGGUGCCUCCGCGUGCUUAGCUGUGGAUAAUGGCAUUAAGGACAACAUUCUCCACUUCUCAAACAUGACUGCUGCUUCCUCCGUUAGUCCUGCAUUCACUUCAAGUUAUCAGCAGCCUAUGCCAGGAGAUAUGCCCCCAUUGAAACCAAAGCCUCAGGUUACCCCCCUUACCCCAAAGGACUUAAUGCCUGUACAGUUCAGUUCUGUGCUUCCUGAUCCUACCUCGAUUCGUUUUGAAGGCAUAGCCUCAAUAACUACUCCCAACUUUGAGGACAAUGGCAACAGAGUCAGCAGUGCUUUAGGGGCUAAAGACAUGAACACAUACUCAUCUUUUAAAGACCAAUCUGGUAAUCAGCAUGCCACUUUGUUUCGUAACAUUGAUGGUUACACAAAUCAUCAUCUGACAACUGAAUUACCAGUUUUUUCUGAAAGAACUACCAGUGGCCCUGUGGGUACUUCUCAGCCUGAUCGGUUCACAAUAACAAAAUUCCAAAAUGGCAGGUCCAGCUGCUUGGGCCUUCCAAACACUACUGGUGGGACCCAAUGGACCAGAAAUAACGAGGAAGUACUGGAAGCGUCGCUGAAGCCUUGCUCUCGCAAUACAAGCUCCGAGGGUGAUGAGCAACUAAAGCGUCCUGGUGAUGUGAAGUUAUUUGGGCAGAUUCUCAGCCAUCAAUCAUCCUUGCAAAGUUCUGGCUCAUCAUCUAAUGGUAGCAGAAACAAGCCUCCCUCACCAAAGAUUAACAGAUCAUCUGUGAGAUUGUUGAACAAUCCAAGGGAUCGUGUGGCUUGUUCUUCUAGCCCUGCAAUCACUGCGCAUUUGGGGCUGGAGGAGAGAGCAGCGAGGAGCUAUGGCCAUCUGGAUGGAAGCACAAUACAGCCUGAGUCUCUGCUUGUGAUGGCGAAGUGUCAGAGAUCUUUAGCUGGUGUACCAUUUUACUCAACUAAAAAUGGCACACUCGGUGUGUUUUCAGAUUAUCAACAGCCCUUGAUGCAGCCGCUUCCAUCUGAUCCAAAACGGCUAGAAAGAUUUUCUGAUCUUCAAAAGAGGACUGGAAUGGAACUCAUCUCGGGUUUCCAGCAGCCUGGUAGAGGCUCGCGGUUCGGGGGUGCCGGUAUCCUUGUUAGCGGUGUCUCAGACCCUGCGGCUGCCCUGAAGGCUCAGUAUGGUCCUGGUUCUAAGAUUAUGAGCAGUGAUGUUGAUCCAUGGAAGGACAUAGGAAACAGGUAGCAUCGGUAGUGGUAGCAGCAUUAGUGCAUGUGUUCUUGCUCCUUGUAUCAUAUUUAGUUUUGUAACUUAAAUGAUAUUAAAUGAGGGAAAGUGAAUGGCUUUCCUGUCCAUACUAUUGUAGGCUUUGCAGUAGCUGCUAUGUUAUGUGCUGGCAUUAACAUUUCUACCUUUUCUGCAGCUCCAUACUUUUGCUAGUUUCACUGUCAACAGUGGCACAGUGCUAUAGGUUUGCUAGAGGUGCUUCCACAGGCUGACUAGAUGUUUGUUGGUAGGGUUUUAUUUUGUCAGUUUACUCUGAAACCUCACAGAUCAUUGUAAUAUGGUAAUGCCUAACUCGAUAUCCUUGUCUGAUGGAGUUUUGAUUUAA